CCUCAAACACACACCAGCAUUUACUCUGCAGAGUGUGUGUCUGUCAGUGUGUGUGUGUUUUGCAUCAGGAUGUGUGUGUUCCCAGGGUGUUUUUCUCUCGGCUCUCGGGGGGAUUCGGUACCGGCGGGAUGUUUUAGCCGUUUUUGGACUCUGCAGCGCUGCAGCUUCACCUGCAGACGUUCAGCUGAUCUGCUGCCGGCGGCGUCGAGGGGAAACAGAAGCUCUGCAAGGUCAGCGAUGAGUGUCAGUGUGUGAGGAGGGGGGAGAGCAGGAGGCAGAGCGAGGCUGGAAACGGCAGGAAGAGGGAGGACCGGCGGACUGGAGGUCCAGCGUUCAGCUCCACAUGGAUCCGGAGAGCAGCGAGUCGGGAGUUUGCGGCUGCUGUGGGCCGCUGAGGCCAAGAUACAAACGUCUGGUGGACAACAUCUUCCCCGAAGACCCAAAGGAUGGACUCAGUAAAUCCGACAUGGAGAAGCUCACCUUCUACGCCGUCUCGGCUCCGGAAAAACUGGACCGGAUCGGAGCUUAUCUGGCCGAAAGGCUGAGCAGAGACGUGGUCCGACACCGAUACGGGUAUGUGGUGAUAGCGAUGGAGGCUCUGGACCAGCUGCUGAUGGCCUGUCACUCUCAGAGCAUCAAACCUUUCGUGGAGAGUUUCCUCCACAUGGUGGCCAAACUGCUGGAGUCCAGAGAACCGGACCUGCAGGUUCUGGGAACAAACUCGUUUGUGAAGUUUGCCAACAUCGAGGAAGACACACCGUCCUACCACCGGCGCUACGACUUCUUUGUCUCCCAGUUCAGCGCUAUGUGCCACUCCACCCACGAAGAUCCUGAGACCAGAACCAGGAUCCGUGUGGCCGGGAUCAAAGGUCUGCAGGGCGUCGUGAGGAAGACGGUGAACGAUGAACUUCAGGCCAUCAUCUGGGAGCCUCAGCACAUGGACAAACUGAUCCCGUCCAUGUUGUUCAACAUGCAGGACAGCGAGGACCUGGACAGGGCCGGUCAUCCCAGCACGCCUUCUGGAGCCGGUCAGGACGGCGAUGAAAACCCGGCGGCGCUGGCAGAGAGCUGCUUCAGGGAGCUGCUGGGUCGAGCCGCCUGGAACAUGAACAACGCCGUCCGGCCGGUGGUAAUUCACCUGGACAACCAUCACCUGUGGGACCCCAAUGAGUUUGCAGUUUCCUGCUUCAGAAUCAUCAUGUACUCCAUCCAGGCUCAGCACUCCCACCACGUGAUCCAGCAGGUCCUGAACCACCUGGACCGCCACAACAAGAACACUCCGAGGGUCCGAGCCGGCAUCGUCCAGGUUCUGCUGGAGACGGUGGCCAUCGCUGCCAAAGGAUCCGUGGGUCCGACGGUCCUGGAGGUUUUCAACACUCUGCUCAAACACCUGAGGAUGAGCGUCGACUUCGAGCUCGGAGAAACGUCGAGGAGAAACUCCAGCAGCAGCGUGUCUUCAGGCCGAGGCAAAGAGAGCGAAGAGAGGAUCGUCCAGAACGCCAUCAUCCAGACCAUCGGCUUCUUCGGUGGAAACCUGCCGGACUACCAGCGAGCUGAAGUCAUGAUGUUCAUUAUGGGAAAGGUUCCGGUUUACGGGACGCCAUGCCACAGUCUGGACACCGUCAAGAUCGGACAUCAGGGAACGAAGAGGAUCCAGACGAUGCUGCUCAGCUCCCUCAUCAUGGUCACCUCCGGCUUCAAGUCCAAGUCCAUGGCGGCGGCGUUGCCUCCUCCCUUCCUGGACCCUCUGUUCUCCAUCUCCCUGAUGGAGGACAGCGAGCUGAGGCAGCUGGUCCUGGAGAUCCUGCACAACAUCAUCGAUCGCCACGACAACCGGGCCAAACUACGAGGCAUCAGAAUCAUUCCAAAUGUCGCAGCACUGAAGAUUAAAAGGGAGAAGAUUUCCAAACAGGACGUCGCUUUCAUGAAGAAGCACGGCCAGCAGCUCUACCGCCACAUCUAUCUGGGCUGCAAGGAGGAAGACAACGUCCACAAGAACUUCGAGCUCCUCUUCACCACCCUGGCCACUGUGACCAUCGAGCUGGCCAACGAGGAGGUGGUCAUCGACCUGAUCCGCCUCGCCAUCGCCCUGCAGGACAUGGCUCUGGGCAGUGAGGAGAGCAUGCCGAUGUUCAUCCGUUGUGGCAUCAACGCUCUGGUGGCAGCGUACCUCAACUUCCUGAGCCAGAUGAUCGCCAACCCUCCGUUCUGUCAACACGUCAGCAAGGUUAUUGAGCUGAGGAACCUAGAUGCUCCCUAUCUCCUCCCAGAGCACAUCUUCAGAGAUAAAUGUCCACUCCCCGAAUCUCUGGACAAAGACGACCGGCAGCUGUACUUCCAGACGGCUGACAUGGCCGAGUGUCUGGCCGGUCCGGGAUACAACGCAGAGCGACUGUCCGUCCCCUACAUCCCCCAGGUCACAGAUGAAGAUCGUCUGACCAGGAGGAAGAGCUUCGUGGACACCAUCUCCCUGCAGGUGGACAUCAUGUCCAGCAGCCUCCCAGACAAGUCCCAGCUGGCCGAGGAGAUCACGUUUGAGACCCUGAAGAAGGCCAUCGAUACGACGGGUUUGGAGGAGCAGGAGCGAGAAAAGAGGCGUCAGGUGAUGGAGAAGUUUCAGAAAGCUCCGUUUGAGGAGAUUGCUGCCCACUGCGAGUCCAAGGCAAACAUGCUGCACGACCGCCUCGCUCAAAUCUUUGAACUCACCAUCCGGCCUCCUCCCAGUCCGUCCGGAGUGGUUUCCAUCUCGACCGGACACACCCAGCACCAGUCCGUCCCCGUCUACGAGAUGAAGUUUCCAGACCUGUGUGUCUACUGAAAAACACCACAUAAACACACCAACAUCGCACACGAAACCGCAAAAACUAAAAACGCUGAGAAAGAUCGACACAAUCACAACCUGUAUUCCACUUUAACCUCUUCAAUGGGAAUCAAAACGCAGCAAAACCGGAGUAUCUUUGAGCCUCAAAAAUGGAAAUAUGCCAUCUUAAAACCAGAAAAUGCAGUUUAUUCAAGUUUUUCUGCUAUAUGCUGAUUCAUUUAUCAGAAUUUAUCCGAUUUGCUGCAUUUUCUUUCCCUGAAACUCAACUUUUGAAGAACAAAAAAGACAAACAAAAAAAGAACUUAAACCACUUGAGAUUUUAGUGCAUUGAAUCCGAUGUUGCUUCACGCAGUGUACAUAUCAAACAACGCUCUCUAGAUCAAUGCUAAAACCUUCUAACAAUUGUCUAUUUGUCAGCUGUAAAAAAAUAUCAGAAAUACAAGCAGCGGUGGUAGAUUAGCUUUAGUUUCACUGCUGAUCACUGUUAAAUUUCGCUGUUAAAUAAGCUUCAGCUACCUGCUGAGAGUUCGGAGACGAAGUGAAAGCAACAUGAGAGACUGUAAAGCUGGAGUAGAAACGUGGCUCAUGCUUGGUGACGGUUGGUUUGCUGCUGGUCUCUAGAAAUAUUCAGACUUCAGUGAUGGAAACGGUGAAACAGAUGAGAGAUCGUACUGCUGAAGUGUGUUGAAGUGGUGCAGGUUUGUCGUUUUCAUCUGGUGUUGAAGGAUGUUUUCCACUGCAGGAGCUUGUAGGACGUUUAAAGGCAACAUGAAUGUUUGUAGGUUGUAAGAGCCGACUCAGUAGAACCUCUUUCAGGCUGGUUUUAGGGGACAAAAAGGUACCUACUCUAGAUUCUUCAUAGAAACCCUUAGAAAACUAAACUUGGAGCGCGGUUCUGGUUCCCGAUGUCCUCAUCCAUUAGCUGUUUACUUUAAUCUAACAUCGCAACCUAAAAUUCACCAUAUAUACCAACGUAUCAAACCUCCAUUGUUCUACCUCCUAUGUGAAAUUGGAUUUAUCCAUUUUUUUUGCUGUACUUUGGGUCAACUUUGUGGUCGUAGAUCUCAGAACCGACCCUGUAGAGCCUCUUUCAGGCUGGUUUUAGAGGAUAUAAAGGUGCCUAAAAACCUAAACCAGGGCAGUAAAGCACCAUAUGUCUGCCUUCUCGACGUCCUCGUCCAGAAACCGUCAUCUUCUACCCAACAUCACAACCCAAAAUUCAACCACAUGAACCUCCGUUGUUCUACUUCCUGCAUAGAACUGGGUUUACGUCGGUUGCUUUUCUGCACUUUGAGUCACCUUUGUGGUCGUAGAUCUCAGAACAUGCCCUGUAGAACACCUUUAAGACUGGUUUUAGGGGUUAUAAAGGUACCUGCUGUAGAUUCUUUGUAGAAACUCUGAGAAUGCUAAACGUGGAAUGCAGUAUUCUGGCUCUUGAUGAUUUUGUCCAUCAGCUGUUUCCUUCGAUCUAACAUCACAACCUAAAACUCACCAUAUAUCCAUUGUUUGUGGUCGUAGCUCUCUGAUCCGACACCGAAAGGAAAACGGAAAGACUGAAAAUGAGUCCUGCAGUGGAAAACCAACUAAUAUCAAGUCUGAUGGUGUUUUUUUUAUGUAAACUUAAAGGAAAGGAGGGAAAAGAUGAUGAACUCCUAGAGGUUCGUUUUUGUUCACCAGAUUUCAGAAACAGGUCUUUCUGGAGGUGACGAGGUCAUAAUUACAGUGAAAUGGGAAUUUUUGAAGCAAGAAGUCCAUCAAAAUUCGUGUUUCCAUGACGUAUUUUGAAACAUUAUCUUAGAAAACCUCGAGAAGAAGUUUCUACACUGGCUUGAGACGGUUUUUGCCUUUUUCAACACCAGUAAACAUGCUUAUUAGCAGCUGACAUGAGAGAACAAUUACAACUUUUUAGUUAAUAAAAAUUCUUCCAUUUUUCUCUGGUGGAUGAACAAAAUGUAGUUUCUUCUUUUUCUUUGUCUUCCACUUUUUGGUUUUGUUUCCAGCUUUAUUUCAGCUAACAUGUCCUCCAGCGCCACCUUCUGACCACACAAACACAGCUUACGUUGGGAACAAACCAAGUUCACACGACCUUUUUACAUUUUUAUGCAAAGUUUGCUUCGUUAUUGUUUCACAAUUGAAUGGAAACAUGACUUGAAUUAGCCUGAAUGAGUAACAAACAGGAAACAAUGCAGGAGUGUUGAACAAACAUCACGUCUUCCACGAAGCUGAAAGCAAAGUCGCUGGUAAAGCUGAGGCUUUUAAUGAAUUAUUAACUUCCACAAACAUCUUUUUAGUGGUUUGUGGUGAAAACAGCACAGUUGGGAUAAAAUGUCCUUCAAGUCUCCAAAACAGCAUUAGCAUAAAACGCUGAAUGAUUCCCGUAAAGUGCAGCAUUUCAUCUCUUCAGUGCAUCCAAGGUGAAGUUUGGUUAAUAGAAAAUUUAAUGCACUUAUUCGCUCAAACCUGCACUCAGGCUUAAAUGGAUCAAACCUGCGUGUUCUCAUCUUGCUAUCUGAAGCCUUGAGCUGCAAAUUUAAGCAAAAAAACAAACACCUGGGUAGUUAUUUGGAGGUAAAAACAGCAACUAAAUAAAAUGAAGUCAGUUUAAGAAACCCACAGAUGUUUCAGUUGGUGUCAGUUCAAAGUCUCAGAGUUGGAUUAGAAUUUACUUAUUUGGUAUUUGGGACCCAAAACUAAUUUCUGUAAGAUAUUUUCUCCAAAUUUUAAAAAUGUCAGAUGUCUUCAGAACCAUCAGUUUUCAAAAAUAAAAAAAGAAAGAAAAGAAACAUGUCAACUAGGAAAACAUUUUAAGCUUAAAUAUAAUUUCCCCAGCCAUGAAAUACGGUGAAAACACCAACAGAAUCAUUUCAAGCAGAUUAAAUGAUUUGAUGGAUCCAGCAGAGGAAAAUUUUAAUUACUGGUCAUUGAAAAUGGGGAAAAAAAAGAACAACAUUUUCAACCAAGGCUUUUCUAAUGUCUCCAUAAAGUUCCUGUAAGUGUUUAUAUCUAUGGAUGGAUCCAUGUUUCUACUAAAAUCCAGUCUUUGGGCAGACAAUGACUUCUUUGUACUCCCUUUCAUUCUAGUUAGAGAAUGUUUGCAUUUUCAUAAAACAUUUUUUUUUACUUUACAAAUGAAUGAAAUAAAGAAUAAAAUGAAAAUGAAAUAAAAUGAUAUUUGUCCAACCUUUGAGGCUCUAACGUCAGAAGAAUCUGAUCUGUUAAAGUUUGACUAGACAAGGCUCCAGUUUUCUUUUUUUAGAUGUUCAGCCUUGUUUCACUGUCCCAAAAUCUUGAAAAAUGUCCAAAUUUCUCACAGUUUUCUUACAGUGACACCAGACCUCUCCAGAACGGCUCAAAAUCAGUCAAAAAUGGCGUCCAAUUUGCAGAAAAUUGAUUUUAAAAAAUUGUCUAAAAUAACCCUGAAAAUGGAAAGAAAUGUACAAAUGCUCAAUCCAGGCUGGUCUAGUGUCUCCAUAAAGUCACUGUCAGUGUAUAUAUAUGGAUGAAUCCAUAUCUCUAGAAAAAAAGCAGUCUUUGGUUGACAUUUUUCCAACUUUAGUCUCUGAAAUCAGCAGAAUCUGAUGUGUGGAAAGCUGGUUGCAGUUAUUAGAUAUUUUUACUUGAAAUCGGUCUGAAAUGACUCAAAAUUGUCCACACUAACUUAAAACAUGUCUAGAAUUAGUCAAGAUGUGUCCAAAAUAAGAGAAAGGUUGUCCAGAAUGACUCAAAAUUGACCUAAACAUUUUAAAAUGUGUUCAAAUUUGUCCAAAAGAAGAUAAAGAUUGUCUAAAAUAACCGAAAACCUUUCAAAAAGGUCCUGACACUUAUCCAAGAUGACUAUAAACUUGCUUAAAAUGAUGCAUGUUUAUUCAUGAUAACUUGAAAUCUGUCCAAAAUUAUUCAGUUUAAAAAUGAGAAGUUCAAUCCAGGAUGGUUUUCAGGUGUUUAUACUAAAUGUGGACUCACUUUGUUCUUUGUUCUCACACAGAGGAAACAGAGGAAGUAGUUUAGUUCCCAUCACAAUAAAUCUCAUGUUUAUUGAUCAAACAACAAAUGAGUAAACUCUGAACCCAACAUGAGACCAGUUCAUUGGUUUGAUUCAUACAGCAGUAAAUGAGGUGUUCUGUUUUAUCUGGGGGUGAAUGAAUCAGUUUAGAUUGUCAGAUGGUAAACCGUCCUUCCCAUGACUUUAUUCUGUUUUCCGUCUCAGCCGGCAGCUUUACCUCCUCACACCUUUGUUGGCAGCUUUGAAAAAAAAAGAAACCAAAACAUGCUUCAUUGCCAAAGACAGACGUUGCCUCCCUCCUGUUUCCUGAUCUGAGAACGUCUUAAUCUGAAAAGGCUGAAUGUUGCUGGAGCCGUAUGGACGUCUCUGAAAGACGAGAGCAGUGGCUUCAAAGUUAACCUCCCCACCGAACGCAUUAAUAUUAAUAUCCAUCUUCAGCCUCUCAGAGCUUUUGGAGGAUUUAAUCAUCUGUGCAUUUUCUGCGGCUACCGCGAGGCCACGUUUUGUUUCCAAAAGGAGGCGUUCUUGGAAUGAGAUGCUUGGUAUCUGGUGCAGCUGCAGCUGUGAUCUGUAAUAGCAGAUGGUUAUCAGCGCUUUCCUCUGAUCUGAGCUCAGUGUGGACAGAAAAUCCCUCCAGCUGGAGGAAGAUGCUUGCUGUCACUGUUUGGUGAAGGUUGAAGGUCGGCGUUGGUUUGUCUGAGAGGACGAGGAACUGUUUGGUUUGUCUGGAUCCUGUUUGGUUCUGAUGCAUCUUUGGUCGUCAGUGUGAAGCCCAAGAUGUGUCAACGCCUGGAAAGGGAACAUUAGCUAGAAAACCUAAAACUUGACCGCUAACUGGUCACCUCAAUUUCCACCAAAAACUGUCAUAUCUUUUUAAAAUCUGAACGCACAGACUCGGUCCACAUAUUUAUUGAUUCAGGAGGACUUAAUCCCAAAUAUUUAAAGCAAAUUUUAAGUGGUUGUAAGCUAUUUGGCUAAGUAGCUAUUUAGCUGGUAGCCUAUAAGCUAGUACCCUUAGCAGUUCACUUCUCUCUUAGUGGAUAUUUGUUAGCAAAAUUAGCAAGUCGGUGUGAAACGCAAGAUGUGUCCAAUGCAUUAAAUAGCUGACAUUAGCUAGAAACCUAAAACUUACCGCUAAACAACACUGUAUGAGUUUGAUGCUAACAGGUGUGGACUUUACGUUAGCAGGAAAGCUAAUUGUUGUUCAAGAGCAUUUGUUUUUUUUAAGGUAGAAUUUAGCUAAGUAGCUAUUUAACUGGUAGCCUGUAAGCUAGUACUGUUAGCAGUGCACUUCUCUCUUGGUCGAUAUUUGCAAAAUUGGCAAGUCGGUGUGAAACCCAAGACGUGUUCAACGCUAGAAACCUAAAGCUUAACUGAUCCACAAAAAUCAGUCGAGACACGCGUUUAGUCAUGACAGCAUUAAAAAAAAUGCUUCCAGAUUCCAUUUAGAUUCACCAGCAUCAGCUUUUCUGUGAUCUGAAGCAAUACUGCAAAAAUCGUCAUAUCUUUGUAAAAUCUGAAUGCACAGACCCAGUCCACAUAUGUACAGAUUCAGAUGGACUUAAUUUCUCCUAGGAUGUUUCUCUAAUAUUUAUUGCAAUUAGAAGGCUUAGAAGAAAACAAAUUUUAAGCGGUUGUAAGCUAUUUGGCUAACUAGCUAUUUCACUGGUAGGUCGUAAGCUAGUACCGUUAGCGGUGCAUUUCUCUCUCUGUGUAUAUUUGCUAGCAAAAUUAGCAAGUUUGUCCAAUGCAUGAUAUAAUGGACAUUAUCUAGAAGCUUUAAUCACUAAACAACAUUGAAUGAUUUCAAUGCUAAUCAGUGCAGACUUUACAUUAGCAUUAAAGCUGACAUGCAGUUUUAUUCAGACUUGACGAGUAUUUGGAUUUUUUUUAAAGGUGAAAUUCAGCUAACUAGCUAAGUAGCUAUUUAGCCUGAAAACUAGUGCUGUUAGCACUUUUUCCAGCUGGAUUGUUCUUGGCUUAUUAAACAAGUCAAGGUACAGCACGAGGCAGCACAGUGUUGGUUCAUCUGAGAGGAAGUGAAAGUGUUUGUUUGGAUCGUUUGCACCUUUGGUCAAGAGAGAAGUUGGAGAAGUGAAUGUAAGAGGGGUUUUCAGGGAUGCUUUCUGUGUAAUUCUGGAUGUUUCAGGUGGUUUUGUUAAAAGUUGUCGGGUGCCGGUUGUGUUUCUGAAAGGUUGAAAGGGAACUUUUGAAAAUCUGUGUUUGGAAUCACCAGCAUGAGCCUGAAAAUGAUUCAAACUUUGUCCAGUACGACUCCAAAAUAACAAUAUAAUGAAAGAAAUGUGUCCAAAAUACCUGAAAAAUGUUCGAGAAGUGAUGAAAAAUCUGAACUUUGUUAAUUUGUGUUAUUUAGCAAAAGUUUGAUCUGCUUCUAGAUUGACGCUGAAGCAGGAAUCAUCAGUGUACAGCUUUACACAGCAGCAUCGAUUCAUUAAACUCUGGAAGAACCAUGAUAAUGUGCAAAUCAAAGGUCAUGUAAUCAGUGCGGGUAGCAGAGCUAGCAUCAGUGCUAACUAGCUUCUUCACUGACUGCCUAAUUCGGUCAAGUGUUAUAAAAAAAAAAGAUGAAUUUAGUCGCUUUUCUUGAGUUUUUGAUUGCAUCACAUGAUCUUCUGCAAAUGGAAUUGAAUGAAAAUGUAGAAAAAAUCCAUUUUUCCUAACUCUUUAAAGGGUUUCUGGUGGAGUUUUGCUUCUAUAGUGGCAAACGUUAAUGUCUUUGCCAGCUUUUGAAGGUUGUGGGUUGAUCGUAGGUUGCAGAGGAAGCCACGCAUAAAUGUUCCAAAUCUUAACAAUGCUAUGGUCGAAACAGACUCCCAACAACUGAACUCCAAGGAAGUUUGCAUGCAUCUUCAUCCUAAUGUUUAUCAAAUGAACAAAACCUACUGAAGAAAAGACUUAAAGAUUUGCCUCGUAGGCUUUUUCUGAAGUUUAAGAUCACAUCACGUGGUCUUCUUCUGCAGAUUUGAGUAAACUCUGGAUAUAACUGCGAUUUUUCGAUGAAAUGAAUCAUCUAGGCCUCCUCUGGGCUCUUAAAGAACUGAAGGUGGAGUUUUGCUGGUCCAUUGAUGCACAUUAAUACCAUGUACACAUUUUAAGGGUUGUAGGGUGACGAUGGACUGAAGAAAAACUAACGCAAAACCCUCCAAAAUCUCAACAACACAUUGGGUAAAUCUACAAAUGAAGCACGUUAAUUGGUUGACAGAGAUACCAAAAGGUGUACGAGGCGCUCACAUUAAAGCUCAUCUGAAUAUGAUAGAAAAAGCUCAUCUCAAUCUUACAACGUUCGUUUAUUAUCUUAAAAAAUGCGAUAAAGUUGUUUGAUUCAUGACCUUUGUUUUGCACAUUGUCCCAUGUUGCUUUCUCAUGUUUGCUGCAAACUUUACAUCGAAAUCCAACGAGAGGAAAGUUUAAAAAGGUGUUCAGUCCAGAUAAUAAAUCCUGAAAGAGAUGCAAAUGGAGUCGUUUGGUAAAGAGUGGAAUUUUAAAAUGAAACUAAUGAGCAGAAUGAAUGAAAGUGAAACGUUUAUGCAUUACGUCUUAGCUUUAAACUUCCUAUCGUAGAAUCAUAGUUCGUAAAAAAACAUGCAUUAUAUGAACUAACUGCAUGACUUAUUAACUGUCUGCCCCUUAGGGGGAAAAUAUGCUGAAAUUUAAUCCAUCUAAAUGCCCUCAUCCACCAGAAAUCCGACUUAUCUUUAAACAUGAAAAAACCCGAGCCAGCACAGCAUGAACAGAUUUCAGUUCGGAGAAAAGUCGGACGUAAACGGUGGACGAGUCGUUGGUUUAGAUGUGGCUGGAAUACGAUGAAUGUGUCAUUACAGCAGUAUAUCAUAUCUAUUUUUGUACAUUUUAUGCAUCACAUGUUGUCAAAUCGUUGCCUGGUGGAGAUUUCAGAGCCUGGGAGACUUUAAGGAGAAUUCUGUGUAUUCAUUUAGUUUUUUGUUGUUUACCUUUAUGGUUCAGGGUUUCAAUGGGACAGUGCAGGAGAAUCAGUGAUAUCAUUUCAAAUGUGGUGAAAGAUGAAUAUCUAUAGUCAGAUGUCAGUUAUUUUUAGAUAAGACUAAAUCAGUGCAAUCUGCUAACUUUCUAGAUUUCUAUGUUUUUUUUUCCCCGGCUCAGCAGGAGCAAAGUUUUAGAUUUGAAAGACGAUUUUUUUGCUCAAAGAUUCAGUUCCAGAUUCACAAAAAUCAGUCAAGACACGCGUAAACUCCCGAAAAAACAAACUGCUUCCAGAUUCCAUUAGAUUCACCAGCAUCAGCUUUUCUGUGAUCUGAAGCAAUACUGCAAAACCAGGAGCUGCAAUUUCCGCCAUAAAUCGUCGUAUCUUUGUGAAAUCUGUACGCACAGACUCGGUCCACAUAUUUAUAGAUUCAGGAGGACUUAAUCUACUAUUUAUUGGAAGUUAACAUCCAUAAACCUGAUUAGAAGUCAGAGAAAAAAAAGCUAAUUUUGAGCUGUUGUAAGCUAUUUGCUAACUUGCUAUUUAACUGGUAGCCCGUAAGCUAGAACCAUUAGUUUGAUGCUAACAAGUGCAGACUUUAUGCUAGCAGGAAAGCUAAUUGUUGUUCCAACUUGAAGAACAUUUGUUUUUUAAAGGUAAAGUUCAGCUAGCUAAGUAGCUUUUUAGCCUGCAAACUAAUGCCGUUAGCACCUUCUCCCAGCUGGAUUGUUGUUGGCUAAUUUAGUGAGUUGAGAUGGGUCCAGCAUAUUGUGGAUAAAGAAGAUAUCUACUAAAAAAUAGACAUUGAAAAUUGAAAAUCGAUGCGUUAAGUGCUCGUCAGUAUUACAUUAUUCAAACUGCUAACAGCCAGUUCAGCUGCUUUUAAUGCUUCCGAUUUAUACAAUACAGGCUUAAGAAAGUCCGCUAAUGCUAACCCACGUGCAAAUACGAGCAAAAUGAAUGGCGGAAGAGAUAAAAUCCAUAAUAACCGUCUUGUCUUCAUGUUGUGUAAACAGCAGUUUGCCAGUAUUAGAGCGUUUUGGAACAACAAUCUACUAACUCCCCGUCAUGAAUCUGGAGCUGAGUCCAUCCUGAGCCAAUGAAGAUAAAUAACUUUUAAAUUAGUAAAAAAAAAAUGAUCUGAGAACAGUUCAAAUCUUAGCUGGAUGCAGAAACCAAUCAGUCUGUGAAAAGAGCCUCAGCUACUUUUGAUAAACGAACGACGUGUUUCGUAGAUUUUAGCUCAACGAGUCGUUUGAUCAGCAGCAGACGUAUUAAAGUAAAAUAUGAUGUCGUGUUUGCACUUUGAUCACUGUGGUACUUUAGCAAAAACCAAUCAGCACAGAUCAGUGUUUGGUACAGAGGUGUUUUUAUUCCCGAUGUUCAGUUUGUGAAAUGUCGUGUUCAAGAAAAAAAACUGUAAAAAGUGUCUCCACUGAUGGGUGAUCGAAGUUGAGUCUUUAAAGGUUCGAACCAAGACGAGAAGAUUCAGUGAAUGAGCUGAGCUGCCUUACUUCAGGAUGCUGGACGCAAAAAACGCUUUAAAAAUAUCAGAGAGACGAACCUUCCUUCACCCGUCAGGACGGACUUUUUCGGUUUAAAUCUGCAAAACGUCAAGAACAACAAAAUCUGAGCUUCUGAUGCUGUUUUUUUUUAAGUUUGUGAUGCAACAGUUUGUAUUUUUGUGCCAGUUUUAGAGGUAAAUACGUGUUCACAGUGACAAACUGCUAAAGCUCGGCUUAAACUUUAAACCACUAGAGGGCGCCGAGGCUCCACUGCGGCUGCAGGUUCAGGAAGUUUUACCUUCACUGAUGUUUCGUUUUCUUCCAUAAAGUAUGAUUUUAACAUCAGAAAAUGCACAGAGAACUGAUAAUGUCGUUCAAGUUUGGGAUCAAUAAACCAAUGAACAGUCUCACAGUCAGACCAUUCUGUAGCGCUAAAGCAACGCAAAAAUUGUUCAACAUUGCUCAAAAAUUGUCAAAAAUUUACUCAAAUUUGCUCAUAAUGACUCAGUCGUCCAAAAUUACUCAAAAUUUGUCAAAAACGACUCAAAAUUGUCCAGAAGUACUCAGAUUUUGUGGAUAAAUGCCAUAAAAAGUGACGUUAGGCGUAAAGAUUGAAUAACUUCCUGGACCAGCAGCAGCGGUGGUCCUCUGCGUUUUAUUAUGAAGCCUCUGUUUAAUAGAAAAUUGUGCAUCAAGAUUAAUGUUGAAGAGAUAAAAUAAAGUGUUUCUAUCAAA
Acanthochromis polyacanthus (spiny chromis) is the source of this 13025-nucleotide messenger RNA. RefSeq names its product EFR3 homolog A (S. cerevisiae) (gene efr3a). The record is from RefSeq and is a predicted model, not a curated record. NCBI's taxonomy places the organism in Eukaryota, Metazoa, Chordata, Actinopteri, Pomacentridae. Gene Ontology annotation, biological process: protein localization to plasma membrane. Gene Ontology annotation, cellular component: plasma membrane.